GUGCACUUUAUUCAAAAUAAUUAACUGUAUUCAAUCAAGCCAUUACUAGCGAGCUUAGCACUGCUUUUGAAAGAUGCGGGUUCGCUAAUGGUGAAACUCGCAUUCAGAGUUGGUCGAUUCACUGCCAAAUUUGUCAUGGCCAAGUAUAAAUUUAUAGAUAUCGGUAUCAACCUUACAGACCCCAUGUUUAGGGGAAUAUAUAGAGGAAACCAAAAACAUGAAGAUGAUUUUGAACAAAUUGUGGAAAGAGCGCUGAGUGUUGGGGUUCAGAAGUACAUGAUCACCGGUGGGAAUCUGGAGGACAGCAGAGAAGCUCUUAAACUGGCGCACAGCCGAGAGGACUUCUUCAGUACUGUAGGAUGCCACCCGACUCGCUGUGGUGAGUUCGAGCAGUACGGGGAAGAGCAGUAUUUCUCCUCCCUCAGAGAGCUGCUCGUUAGUAACAGAGGGAAGGUGGUGGCUGUUGGGGAGUGUGGACUGGAUUUUGAUCGUCUGGAAUUCUGUCCGAAAGAGACCCAGCUGAAGUACUUCGAGAAGCAGUUCGAUUUGGCCGAAGAAACCAAACUACCCAUGUUCCUGCACUGUAGAAACUCUCACCUGGACUUCCUGGAAAUUAUGAGACGAAAUCGUGACAGAUGUGUUGGAGGGGUGGUUCACUCCUUUGAUGGGUCCAAAGAGGACGCUGCUGCUCUUCUAGACCUGGACCUUUACAUCGGCAUUAACGGCUGCUCUUUGAAGACGGAGGAGAAUCUGGAAGCCAUGAAAUCAAUUCCCACAGAGAGACUCAUGAUUGAGACAGACGCACCGUGGUGUGGCAUCAAAAACACUCACGCAGGAUCCAAGUUCAUAAAAACAACAUUCCCCACCAAGAAGAAGUGGGAGACAGGACACUGUCUGAAGGACCGGAACGAACCCUGUCACAUCAUUCAGGUGCUGGAGGUGAUGGCAGCGGUGAGGAACGAGGAUCCGGUAGAGAUGGCCAACACCAUCUACAACAACACACUGAAAGUGUUCUUCACCGGGAGCUGAUAAAGCACCUCCUCACUGCGUGCCUUCGGUUCACUGUGUCUGAAUGAUACAACGGUGGGUCUGUGAGAACUAAGCUGGUUUACUCAGUGGAUCAUUUAAUCUGCUGAUGCUCAGGUUUUUCUCUUACUUAUUGUACAAGUUGACCUGCAGCAGAGAUCCCAGGAUUGAACUUUCAACACAGCUGGUGCAAUUCUGCAAUUCUGAAAUGUAUUAUAAUAAAUGCUUGUUCUGUGUGGAAAA
Messenger RNA from Silurus meridionalis, 1269 nucleotides. RefSeq names its product TatD DNase domain containing 1 (gene tatdn1). The transcript has 13 exons. Lineage: Eukaryota; Metazoa; Chordata; Actinopteri; Siluriformes; Siluridae. Gene Ontology annotation, molecular function: 3'-5'-DNA exonuclease activity. Gene Ontology annotation, cellular component: cytosol. The record is from RefSeq and is a predicted model, not a curated record. The coding region runs from base 88 to 1029 and encodes 313 amino acids.